Poeciliopsis prolifica (blackstripe livebearer) is the source of this 3676-nucleotide messenger RNA. It is a transcript of the gene ehd2b, whose product is annotated as EH-domain containing 2b. The record is from RefSeq and is a predicted model, not a curated record. The transcript has 7 exons. Gene Ontology annotation, cellular component: cytoplasm; plasma membrane. Gene Ontology annotation, molecular function: protein binding; GTP binding; calcium ion binding. The coding region runs from base 418 to 2058 and encodes 546 amino acids. NCBI's taxonomy places the organism in Eukaryota, Metazoa, Chordata, Actinopteri, Cyprinodontiformes, Poeciliidae. Gene Ontology annotation, biological process: endosomal transport; endocytosis.
AACGUUGGCGCUCAGUGCCCAGGCAUCCCUGCAAGAGGAGGAGGGUCUGUCAAACUCAAACAAGCAAAGGGAGAGAAAAAAUUCCCCCCAGUGAGUCUUUGCCUCGUGUUUUUUCCAGCCAGCAGAUCCAGAGCUCAUCUGAAAUGUAUUAAACCCUGGAGAAAGAAGGAUCCUCUGUAAUCUAGCCGAGGGAUCCUACGUGCAGCAGCGGCUCUUCUGUCUCACUCUCAGGGCGAAUCCAGUUGCUUUGGGAAGAAUCCUCGUCCACUUGAUUUCAGGGGUUAAAGGUCGGCAUUGUUGGAGCCGCUAUCUUUCCCCACGCUGUGUACCGAAUCCAUCUCAAGCACAAAGUGAGCAGCUUUCACGUAAACACAGGAAGCAGCUGAAGGCUCAGGCAGGAAUCACAAGCGUCAGAAAAUGUCUCGCUGGGGGCGUAAAAACGUGAAGAAGGCGCCUGAGGUGAUCCGCACGGUGACAGAGGGCCUGAAGUCUCUGUACCGGAAGAAGCUGCUGCCUCUGGAGCAGUACUAUGGUUUCCAUGACUUCCACUCCCUCAGCCUGGAGGACGCCGACUUCGACAACAAGCCCAUGGUUCUGGUCGUGGGUCAGUACUCCACUGGAAAAACUACGUUCAUCAAGUAUCUGCUGGAGCAGGAUAUUCCCGGGAGCAGAGUGGGCCCUGAACCCACCACGGACUGCUUCACUGCCAUCAUGCAUGGCGAGGUGGAAGGGGUCAUCCCCGGGAACGCCCUCAUCGUCGACCCCAACAAGCCGUUCCGUAAACUCAACCCCUUCGGAAACACCUUCCUCAACAGAUUCCAGUGCGCCCAGAUGCCCAACCAGGUCCUGGAGAGCAUCAGCAUCAUUGACACCCCAGGGAUCCUGUCCGGCGCCAAGCAGAGAGUGAGCCGAGGUGAGCGGGGUGCCACAGGUUAUGACUUCCCGGCGGUGCUGCGCUGGUUCGCGGAGCGUGUGGACCGCAUCAUCCUGCUGUUCGACGCCCACAAACUGGAGAUCUCGGACGAGUUCUCGGAGGCCAUCGGCGCCCUGAAGGGCAACGAGGACAAGCUGCGGGUGGUGCUGAACAAGGCCGACAUGGUGGGCACCCAGCAGCUGAUGCGGGUCUACGGGGCGCUCAUGUGGUCCCUGGGGAAAGUGUUCGGCACCCCGGAGGUCCUGCGCGUCUACAUCGGCUCCUUCUGGUCGGAGCCGCUGCUGGUGCCUGAUAACAGGAAGCUGUUUGAGCUGGAGGAGGAGGAUUUGUUCGCCGACAUCCAAAACCUCCCUCGCAACGCAGCUCUACGCAAACUCAACGACCUGGUGAAGAGGGCGCGUCUGGUCAGGGUUCAUGCUCAUAUCAUCAGCUACCUGAAGCAGGAGAUGCCGUCUGUCUUCAGGAAGGACAACAAGAAGAAGCAUCUCAUCCAUGAGCUGCCAGUGAUCUUCUCUAAGAUCCAGCUGCAGCACAACAUUUCUGCAGGAGACUUCCCCGACUGCGCCAAGAUGCAGGAACAACUGAUGGCUCACGAUUUCACCAAGUUCAAAAGCUUGAAGCCGAACCUGAUGGCGGCGCUGGACGAGCUGCUGUCCUCCGACAUCGCCAAGCUGAUGCCGCUGCUGCGCCAGGAGGAGCUGGAAGCCGGAGACCAGCCCGGCGUCCAGGGCGGCGCCUUCCUGGGGGGCCGGGCCGGGCCCUUCACAGAGGGCGACCCGUUCGCCGAGGAGAACGGCGAGGAACGCGAGGAAGACGAGGACUGGGUGGUGACCAAAGACAAGCCCAAGUACGACGAAAUCUUCUACAACUUGGCGCCCAACGAGGGCAAACUGAGCGGCACCAAGGCCAAGGACUGGAUGGUGAGCACGCGCCUGCCCAACUCGGUGCUGGGCCGCAUCUGGAAGCUGUCGGACGUGGACCGCGACGGCAUGCUGGAUGACGAGGAGUUCGCCCUGGCCAGCCAUCUGAUCGAGGUGAAGCUGGAGGGCCACGGUCUUCCUCCAGAGCUGCCCAGCCGCCUCAUCCCGCCGUCCAAACGCAGGCAGAAGGGAUCGGAUGCUUAGAAACGCAGCAGCAGCCCGACGGAUCCCGCAGCUGUUUGUUAGAGUCAGGGCCUCACUAGGAAAAUAAGACAAUAUUAUCACGGGAAUGAAGUUAUAAAAUAUUAUGAUUUUUUCCCCCUCUGGUUGUUUUAUGACUUUAUUCCCGUAAUUUUGUUUUUGAUUUUUCCUUAGUAUGGCCUUCAUUCUCCAUUGUACUUAUCUCCUCCACCCCAUGAAAAUGUUUUAUCUACAUUGCUGUGCAAAAGAUGUGCCUUCUAAAGAGUCCAUUUUAUAAUUAAAAUUAAGGUUUAUCAACCCAACAGUGGUGACCCAAAGGGGGGGUCACGAGGUGCCAUGGCCCCUAUUCAAAAAUGUUGGCCACGUCCCUGUCCCCAGCCAGAGAAUCGUGUUCAGACGUCAUCUUCUUCAAUCCAAACAUGUAUUUAAAACUCAAACAAAUGUAUAAAAUUGAGAAAAUAUAUAUAUUUUUAAUUUUAAUAUAAACAAAUACACAUAUAUUUUUUCUUUUGUUCUUUUUAACUAUGCCACCCUGAGGUUUUCUUGAGGUCCCAUAGCAUUUACACUUUAAAACAGUUGCAAUAAGGGUUUGUUGUGUCAUUUGUGAAAGAGAAAUACAAAAAAUAGAAAUAUAGCUGAAAAAAUUAAUUUAAUCUUAAAUUACAUAAAUUCUUUAGUGACUUAAGAUGUUAUUGCAACGUGUGAUAACUUAGCUCCGCCCCUGGACAAAUUAGAAAAGAUUCCACUGAAGUGGGCGGGGCCAAUAUACAGAGGGGUGGAGCUAAUAUAUAGGGGCGGGGCUCAGAUACUGGGGGCGUGGCUAAGAGUGAGGAUGAGCAGACUGGGCUGGAAGUAUCAGUUUCUUUUCUUUUUUAGACCCCUGAAGUGACUUUUUUUUUUUCCAAAUAAGUGACAAAUAUAGACUUUUUUUCUGUUGUAGAUUUUUAUGGCGACAUCGCUCUGUAUCUGAAAAAAACAACAACAAAAAAUAGACUAAAAAAGCCUUUAAAGUCUGGCUGCUUUGAGGCAAAACAUAAAUUAACUUUUGCACAGUGUUGUAUAAUUUCCUUGAGACUGUACUCUGACGCAGCUGAACGUAUUUUAUUUAAGCGUAACUUUCUGUAAGUUACCCAGUUUGGCUGCUUCCUCUCUUUCUGCUCUUAAAAACAAGCUUUUGAAAAUGUUUCCACUCGUGUUUGCAGAAGGUGAACACUUUGAGAGCUCUUUCUAGAAAAAUAUAGUCUUUAAAUGUAACAAUUAGAUUCUCAGUGGUAAUUUCAUCAUGAAGUUAUUCUGCUUGGCACUUUUAUGUCCCUUCCACAUUUGCAGGACCAGCUUAGCUCACAUGAUGCGUUUCUAGCAUUUUCUAUAAAAAGAAAGCAGCUCAAAUCUAAUGUAUUUCACUUUGAUGCGUCACAUGGUUUUGUGCAAACCCUAUAUGGUAUUAUUUUCUUCUUUUUUUUGUAUUUUAACUGUUGCUUUUAAUGUGCAGGAGCAAGUUGCGUAAAAGAACAUUACAAGAAGACUGAAUGACUGAUAAGUUACUGACUACUGUACUCUGCUCCACCAAUUGUUUGUAUGUUUACUAUUAUUGCAAACAAAUAAAAUUCCUUGACUGUGA